CCAGGUGUAAGCACUCUUUCUCUGCUUUCUUUCCUUCAGAACGCGUCGCGUCGAGUACAGAGAGAGUAGUGAGUGUGUGAGUGAAGUCGAGAGAGCGUCUGGCCGCGGGAGAGUGUGCGAGAGAGAGAGAGAGAGCGAGUGCAAGGACGAGCGGGGUGGGGAGGGGAGGGCAGGGCAGGGCAGGGGAGGGGGAGCGGGAGGCUGGGGUUGGGAGUAUAACAGGGAAUACGAUGAAUUACGGAGACGUCGUGGAUCCCCACUUCGGUCGCUUGCGCUAGAAUGGAGUUGUGAUCGGCACGCGAGGCAUGUCGUAACGAUAGAGUGGUGGUAUGAUUCACACAGUAGCAGGGAGCUGAGCUCUGCCAGGAAGGAAGGAGCGAGCACAAGUGCUCAUGCCGGUGCUGGAUUGCGUCGUCCGAAGAGUUCACGUUGCCGCGAGCCUGACACUUAGUCGAUUGUGCUCCGGGCGUUUCAGCAGCGCUAGCGUAAGUCAACCGCCUGGCAUGUCCGCGAGCUGCUGCUGCUGCUGCUGCUGCAACAUGGCGGGACUUAAUCAUCGGCGGACGAUAUAGCUCCAUGGUUGAUGUCCUCGCACCUUUCAUUCCCGAAACUCGUUAGGGUUAUUGUCAGGCCAUAAACUGGGCCCCGUGUCCCGUCGGGUCGACCAAAGUGCUGUGCACCCUCGUUGUGGUAUUGUCCAUAAGUGGACCUUCCGGAGUUGGUCUGCCGCAGUGGGGUGGAGUUCGGACUUAGGGCCUGGGCCUGGGUGUUUUGGGGUGACACAACAGGAGUGAAGGAAGUGGCCGAGAUGUGGAGUAGCUUCGGAAGGGAGUAAUGGGGUUUGAAGAUAGGAAGCCUAGGCCCGGGCUUCCCACAAUGUGAUCGGUUUCGGAGUCAUGCGUCCGCGUCCAAUGUUUUCUCACUUGCCAGGAUACAGAAGAUUGGAAGUACGUCUGACAGUAGAUUUCGUAGUCUCUCAAAAUCACAGUAUUGUAGGUCUAGAGCAGGAUGAACGUCUAGUUGCGAGUCCAUGAUGAAGUCAUUUGAUACAGCCACCUCAACGUCAACAUCAGCAGGAAGGUCCCCAGAUUCCUCAACGACGGGAGACAAGUUGAACCCCAACGACAAAAUGACUAUCGUGGAGGGAUUUUCUCCCAUUGGUUUGAAAGUGCUCGUUGUCGACGAUGAUCCUGUUUGUCUCAUGAUCCUCGAGACAAUGCUUCGGCAGUGCCACUACUCCGUCACGACGUGCCAGAAAGCCGUAGAUGCUCUCUCCCUUCUACGAGAGAACAAAAGCAAUUACGACCUGGUGAUGAGUGACGUUUACAUGCCCGACAUGGACGGGUUCAAGCUGUUAGAAGCUAUCGGCCUCGAGCUGGACCUUCCCGUCAUUAUGAUGUCUGCAAAUGGAGAAACGGAAGUCGUCAUGAAAGGGAUAACCCAUGGGGCGUGCGAUUACCUUCUGAAACCCGUGCGUAUAGAAGAACUACGGAAUAUAUGGCAGCAUGUCAUCCGACGUCGUGGACGAGGCGAAACGAUGAAGGAUGAUCACUCUAGCGAAUGGGGGGAUGAUGGGAAUAGAGCUUUAGAUUCUCCGAAUGACGGGGAACAAAAUUCGAGGAAGCGAAAGGAGAAACAGGAGCCCGUCGAGGAGCCUCUCGAGGAUGUCAACAGCCUCAAAAAGGCCAGGGUCGUCUGGUCGGUCGAAUUGCAUCAGCAAUUUGUAAAUGCGGUGAAUCAGCUUGGAAUCGACAAAGCUGUGCCGAAGCGCAUCCUGGAGAUAAUGAACGUACAAGGUCUUUCGAGAGAAAACGUGGCAAGCCACCUGCAGAAGUAUCGACAAUACCUGAAGCGCUUAAGCGGCGUUAAUACUCAGCCGUAUCCAGUUGCAUCAUUUCAAGCUUCCCAGGGAACGAACUUUGGUGGUACGAUGCAGAUUCAGCCCGGUGGUAGAGGGGUGGCUGCAGCAUCCUGCGGUAAACCUAUGAAUGUGUUACCAGGACCAGGUUCGAAUCUUGUCGGGGCUGGUAUGGCAAGAGGAAUUACUCAAAUUGACCAGGCCACUUUGACUACGCUGGCCCAACUGCAGGCCCACCAGCAGAGGCAAGCAGCCUCCAUAUCAUCACCUCACAUGCUGGGUGGGCUUGGACAGCUGAGCGUUGGAGGGAUUAGACCCGGUUUGUCCAACCCAUCCUCCAACAACACGUCCUUCCCAGGUCUGCAGAGGAUGUCAUCCGUUGAACUGGAUAUGUUGAUGAAAGCAGCCCAGCAAGAUUCGAUAAACAAUCGCCAACAAGGGAACAUGAAUGGCGAUGACCUUGUCGGACUAGGACGACAGAAUAAUUUGCAUCCUCUUCCGGCCCUAGGCUUCAAAACGGAAGAUGAAUUGGUACUUCCAAGCAUCGGGUUGAGUCAAGUCUUUGGCGCCGAAAAGUUUGGUGUUGAGCUCGGUGCCCCUUCGCCCUACUCCACCAUGAGCUCUACAAUGAGUAGCAGAGGCUUUCAAGAGGCGAAUUACAGUAGUGGCUACAGUGACUACGGCCAUGUAGAUAACAACAAUUUCCUACCAGCUUCUCCAUCGGAGCUUAGUGUCUCCUUAUUGAACCAAGUCUUCCCUCACCAAGGUGAAGACGAUUAUAGGCCUGGUCAGGGUCAGUGAUGGUGGGGUGUCAUACGUCUCGUUCCUCUGGGCUCCGAGUCGCAUCUGAGUCCAGGCCCGAAGCUUAUCGGACUGGCCUGCGACAUGGCCUGUGAUGGUGACACCCCACCUGCAUGUUCAACAGCCUUCUCUACGCAAGUGGUCUGAGAGGGAGCCUUGGAGAGCCUGUUGAAAACUGCAUGUGGUCGUGUAGGAUAUAAGUUAUACAUCAAGAUAGUAUCAUCUACCACAGGUCCAGGUCCUCUCAUUUUGAUUUGCUGAUACUGUAUGUUCGGGAUAAUCCAAGGAUGCAGCUCACCACGGAUGAACUGGCUGUCCCAUGCUGUCGACUUGUGAUAGUCGGGACACUUACUGUCUACCUUGCACAAGAAAAAUGUCAGCCACUACCCUCCAAUUGUAAAUGCACAGCUUUUUAAAUGGCUCCCUUUUGUACUCUCUGUUCUGUAUCAUCAUGACUUUUGUCGACACCCUUCGCAGGUGAUCAGAGGCUGCUGGCCUCGUCUCUCUUUAACGCCUGAUUCUACUCUUGCAGUGCUUCUUGUAGCAAAUCUUCUCACUCUUGUCGUGGCACUGAAGAACUAACAGUUUUUUUUUUUCAUAACACAUGUGAAGAAUUUUCAGCCAGGUAUUUCGUUUUCAUCCGCACGUCGAGACUACGGUAUGUUUUUGAACUGAUGCGAAGAGUAAAGUCUGAUUGCAUUGUUCAAAUAGUUACAUCUUCGUGUUGGAGCGGUCUUCAUAAUCUGUAUCGGAAUUCCUGUACUUUCGAGGUCGCAUCUCUCUUCGUUCACUUCUUCGACCUCCAGAUGCUCCAUUUGGAUGAGGGCUGGAUCUGUGUUGGAUUCGGGUGGAGGUGGUCACACAUGUAAUAGUCUGUAGGCACACAGACUACUGCGCGUAUAUAUGAGGCUCCAAGUGAGUACACAUUCCACACCAUCUCCAGAUGACAUGGGACCCGUCGUUAUCCACACUCAUUCAGCUGUCGGGUCUGUUGAAGGGAAGCGAGAUCCGUGGGUCAUCGUUGUGACUGCUUGAUUACUCCCCAGCGUAGUGCGGUGUCAGAAUUGAA
Marchantia polymorpha subsp. ruderalis is the source of this 3728-nucleotide messenger RNA. The record is from the annotation of a GenBank genome assembly. NCBI's taxonomy places the organism in Eukaryota, Viridiplantae, Streptophyta, Marchantiopsida, Marchantiales, Marchantiaceae.